This is a messenger RNA of Prunus mume (Japanese apricot), 2089 nucleotides long. The record is from RefSeq and is a predicted model, not a curated record. NCBI's taxonomy places the organism in Eukaryota, Viridiplantae, Streptophyta, Magnoliopsida, Rosales, Rosaceae.
GUUAAAGAAGCUCUUUCGUUAAACAUGCCCACAAAAUUUAUCUCUCUGCAUAUUCCUCGCAUCUUUGGGAACUCGAAUUCUCAUCAAAGCAGAAAAACGAGGAUUUAGAAUUCGAAUCCUCGCAUUCUCGGCUUCUUAAAUUCCCAAGUUUUCCUUCUCUGUUUCCGUGUUUGUGCUUCAAUCAAUCAGUUUUGGAGAGAGAGAGAGAGAGAGAGAGGUGGAAUUGAUUGAGCUCCGGUGAGUGUGGAUCUGGCAGGCGAAGCCAAUUGAAGCCUCAGAUCAAUGCUUUGUUCGGAGGCAAUUUAGGUCCCGUCGUAUCUAUAAUUCGGCAAGAUCUGCUUCAGUUAUACUGAUUUUCGACUGGUAGAUGAGUUUGCUGAGAUUUUGAUUGUUCUGUCGAGUGUGACGGCGGGACAAAUUGAUGAAGAACGGGAUGAUAGAAUGCAGUGUAUGCCAUUCAAAGUUGGUUUCCCCGAAUACUAAAGCUUUCUCGAGGGCAUAUGACCGCCACAAGAGCAGGUUAUCGUCCAAGCAACGUGUUCUCAAUGUCCUCUUGGUCGUUGGUGAUUGUAUGCUAGUCGGUUUACAGCCUAUUCUGGUUUAUAUGUCCAAGGUCGAUGGAAAAUUCGAAUUUAGCCCAAUUAGUGUAAACUUUUUGACAGAGGCUGCAAAGGUUCUAUUUGCUGUUGUCAUGCUACUGUUGCAGGCUAGGAAUCAGAAAGUUGGGGAGAAGCCUCUUCUCUCAAUUUCAACAUUCGUGCAGGCGGCUAGGAACAAUGUGCUUCUUGCUGUUCCAGCAUUUCUUUAUGCUAUUAAUAACUAUUUAAAGUUCACCAUGCAGCUAUAUUUCAAUCCUGCAACCGUGAAGAUGCUCAGCAAUUUGAAGGUGUUGGUGAUUGCUGUUUUAUUGAAAAUGAUAAUGAAACGUCGAUUUUCAAUAAUUCAGUGGGAAGCCCUUGCUUUGUUGCUCAUCGGGAUUAGCGUAAAUCAGUUGCGAUCUUUACCAGAGGGUUCCACUGCUUUAGGUCUUCCAGUUUCAACAGGCGCAUAUGUAUACACAUUGAUCUUUGUAACAGUUCCAUCCUUGGCCUCUGUUUACAAUGAGUAUGCUCUGAAGAGCCAAUAUGACACUAGUAUAUACCUCCAGAACUUAUUUUUAUAUGGAUAUGGUGCUAUAUUCAACUUUCUAGGAAUAUUGGUAAUGGCCAUUGUCAAAGGCCCAAGUAGCUUUGAUAUCCUUCACGGUCAUUCAAGAGCUACAAUGUUUCUGAUAGCUAACAAUGCAGCACAAGGAAUUCUGUCCUCUUUUUUCUUCAAAUAUGCAGAUACGAUUCUAAAGAAGUACUCGUCCACAGUGGCCACUAUCUUCACAGGCAUAGCAUCUGCUUUGCUGUUUGGUCAUAAAUUGACUAUGAACUUUGUUUUAGGAAUUUCUAUUGUCUUCAUCUCGAUGCACCAGUUCUUUUCUCCCAUUUCGAAAGUGAAAGAAGAGGAACAAAAUGGGAAGCUAGAAAUGAUAGAUGUCGAUGAUAAACACAGGUCAAAGGAUUCCUUUAUCAAUAUGGCAGCAGGGGCAAAUGAAGAGGCUAGUCACCGAGUGGGACCCGAUGAAAGACAGCCGCUUUUACCCACCUAAAGUUAAUUGGAGUUGGUUUAUUUUUUCUUUGAAGGAAUUCUUUUGGCAGGAAUUAAACAAUACAAGAGAUAAGCAAGGUUCCUCAAACAUUCAAUAAAUUAAUCUGAGAAGAAAUACUUUUCUACUGUUUUCGGGGAUCCCUUUCCUGUGUCACAGGGUUUCCCUAAGUUGUGUAAAGCAAUUUAUAUAAACGAAUUCGGAGUAUACAUGCCUUUGAGUGAUCCCAGUUUUUUGGCUGCAGAAGAUUUGGAGAGAGAGAUAAGCAACAUGUCCACAGUGAUUUAGUUCCUUCCUUCCUGCACUUUAUCUACCAAUGUGAUUUGUAUUAGCGUUCUUUUGUAUUCUUUACGUUGGACCACAUAGAUAUUUCACCCCAAAUCUCAAUUUUUGUAUUUUUAUUUUAUUUUAUACAGACUUAGAUUUUGUUUUGGUAAGGAACACCUCAUUCCCAUU